AUGACUAGAGCAAACCAUUCUGCAGUGUCUGAAUUUGUGUUGCUGGGGCUCUCAAAUUCCUGGGAGAUCCAGGUUUUCCUUUUUUUCUUUUCUUCUCUGUUCUAUGUAUCCAGUUUGACAGGAAACUUCAUCAUAGUUGUUACAGUCACCUCUGACCCCUACUUGCAUUCGCCCAUGUACUUUCUACUGGCCAAUCUCUCUGUUAUUGAUCUUAUAUUUUGUUCCAUUGCAGCACCCAAAAUGAUUUAUGAUCUUUUCAGAAAGCAGAAAGUCAUCUCCUUUGGAGGAUGUAUCAGUCAGAUUUUUUUUAGUCAUGCAGUUGGUGGCACUGAGAUGGUGCUGCUCAUAGCCAUGGCCUUUGACAGGUAUGUGGCCAUAUGCAAACCAUUACGCUAUCUGACCAUCAUGAGCCCACGGAUGUGCCUGCUAAUAUCAGUUGCUGCUUGGAUCAUUGGCCUCAUCCAUUCAUCGACCCAGUUGGCUUUCAUUAUAAACUUGCCAUUCUGUGGCCCUAACAUACUAGACAGCUUUUAUUGUGACAUACCACGACUCAUCAAGCUUGCAUGCACAGAUACUCAUAAACUGGAGUUCAUGAUUACUGCCAAUAGUGGAUUCAUUUCCUUGAUUGCGUUCUUUUUACUUAUUGUCUCCUACGUCUUUCUCCUCACCACUGUCCAGAAGCAGUCCUCAGGAUGUUCAUCCAGGGCCCUUUCUACUCUGUUGGCUCAUGUUACAGUUGUAGUUUUGUUUUUUGGGCCAUUGAUUUUUUUCUAUGUAUGGCCUGCUCCUUCAAUACAUGUAGAUAAAUUUCUAGCUAUAUUUGAUGCAGUUUUGACUCCCUUUCUAAAUCCAGUUAUCUACACAUUGAGGAACAGAGAUAUGAAGAUGGCCAUCAGGAAAGUGUUUUGUAAACGUCUGGCCUUUAGAAAAUCAAUGUAG
Messenger RNA from Apodemus sylvaticus (European woodmouse), 939 nucleotides. Its product is annotated as olfactory receptor 4F15-like. Lineage: Eukaryota; Metazoa; Chordata; Mammalia; Rodentia; Muridae. Gene Ontology annotation, biological process: G protein-coupled receptor signaling pathway. Gene Ontology annotation, molecular function: G protein-coupled receptor activity; olfactory receptor activity. The coding region runs from base 1 to 939 and encodes 312 amino acids. The transcript has a single exon. Gene Ontology annotation, cellular component: membrane. The record is from RefSeq and is a predicted model, not a curated record.